Molecule: messenger RNA, 1561 nt
Organism: Toxoplasma gondii ME49
Lineage: Eukaryota; Apicomplexa; Conoidasida; Eucoccidiorida; Sarcocystidae
Exons: 2
Coding region: 881-1531 (216 amino acids)
Biological process (GO): cilium assembly; intraciliary transport
Cellular component (GO): motile cilium; intraciliary transport particle B; centrosome
Source: RefSeq, a predicted model, not a curated record
CCCCUUCUCUCCUUGUCAGGUUCCGCACACACUGUAGACCGGUUUCGAAACGGAAGCGUCGAUUUAGCCGACGAAACUUCUGAGUCAGAUAACGAAAGUUUGUCUUCAUGCGCGACGCCUCGGCCUCUGGGCGAUCCGUUGUUUUCUGGGUCAGCAACACCCAGGGCUGCACCACUCCCUGAACGAAGUUACCGGUUGAGAGGCGUAAACGAAGGCGAAGGGAUGGCAAAAGAACUUGCCAGAUUCUCCACGUAUGUUGGCAAGUACGCUCCGGCAUUCAGGCAACUCCCCGCCCUCUUGAAACCGGGUCCGAGACAUUUUCUGCCCGCAAUUGGAGAGGUGGACGCUCUCCUAAAAAUUGACCGGCCAGACGGUGAAGACGACGGAGCAGGUCUGGAACAGCCGAGAGAAAACACGAGACGCACUUGGGCAGGAGCUCAAGUCUUCGCAUUCUGCGACAGAAAGGCGGCAGUUGUUUUGAUUAACGUGAAACUCAGUGACGGGUUAUCCAGUGCAGGUUUCACGUGACAGUCAGGAUUGUGUGGCAAAGGCAGUGGGGGACGUGGAGAAUCCGGGACGACCGCAACUCCACCCCAGCACUUUCGCCCUUUGCACGAUUUGUACCAACUAGACUCCUGAGUUUAAGUUGAAAAGUUCUUUCUUUUCAGCUUGUGCCGGUAUAUUCAGGAUCCCACCGUUAUAUUCGAUGAUCCUGUGUGUUCACAAAUGUAAAACUCAAAUCGAUUAAAUAGCGAGACCACUGGUACCCAGGAGACCGACGUAUCGGUGACAGGCGAGCACGUGUGUGUGCCUAGCUGUACCUGUGGAAGACUCACCCGGAAGUAUCGAGCACCAAAGGGCAACGAAAUCGAGAUUGCUCAUGUGCUUUUUUGAUCAGAGACGUUUCGAUACAGAACGAUUUCGGUUUGGUACCUUCACACUGUAUCACGUGGAGGGGGGUACGAGGAAACUAUCGGAACCCGAUUUGAAAAGAUGCAGAACUAUUUUCUUCGUAAUAAACAGCCUUUUGCGUCACAUGAACUUUGAUGUCCGGACAGGAACGGAGGAACUGGAUGAGCCGGCGCUUCAGCAAAGCGAUCCGGCGGCGCUGCGACUGGAAUUCGGAGCCUUGCGGCCACUAAGGAAUUCCGCUGGUCUUCAAGAUAUGGAAGUGGGGUGCAUUGAAGACGAGGGAGAAAGCAGACGCAUUCAAAUUGACAGGUGGAUUCGGACCGUUCAAAGGUUACGGGAUCAAUAUCCCAACACCGAAAGCCCGUGGGCAUCCGAUGAACACGCUCCUGACUUUGAGCAGUUGGUGAGAGAAUGGCCAGAUGAGUUGGCGUCGCUCUUUCUACCACAUCCGUCGCGUCUCGCACUCGAGGAAACACAUAUGUCUCUCGCGCAAUUAUUGAAGCUGGGAUGCGCACUUCUGGACGUUCCGACUCGUCCCAAUGAGCUAAAUAAAGCUCUGCAUGCACUCUGGAUGCUCUAUUUCGAACUGAGAAACAGGGAGCGCAUUACUUCUACCUAGAGCGACCGAGGUCGUCCUUCAGGAAUUCCA